AUGUCCAGGAGAGCCAUGUCCGUGUCCAGCUACAGCACCAGGAGGUCGGGGGCCCAAGCCACCUCCAGCUACAGCAUGGUCAAGAAGAGCGGCUUCAGCUCCGGAUCAGUCUACGGCGGUGGAUCGGCCUACGGCGGAGGAUUCAGCUCCUCUGGCAUGGGCGGAGGCAGCAUGUUCUCCUCCAGCAUGGGUGGUGGCUCUGCCAACUUCAUGGCUGCUCCCAUCACCGCAGUCACCGUGAACCAGAGCCUGCUGGCCCCAAUGCAUCUGGACAUCGACCCCACCAUCCAGGCCGUCCGCACCGAUGAGAAGAACCAGAUCAAGACCCUGAACAACCGUUUUGCUUCUUUCAUUGACAAGGUGCGCUUCCUGGAGCAGCAGAAUAAGAUGCUGGAGACCAAAUGGAGCCUGCUGCAGGACCAGACCACCUCCCGCUCCAACCUGGACGCCAUGUUUGAGGCCUACAUCUCCAACCUCCGCAGACAACUGGACGGUCUGGGCAACGAGAAAGUCAAGCUGGAGGGAGAGCUGAGGAACAUGCAGGGCUUGGUGGAGGACUUCAAGAGGAAGUAUGAAGAUGAAAUCAACAAGCGCGCCGCUGCAGAGAACGAGUUUGUGCUUCUGAAGAAAGAUGUCGACGCCGCGUACAUGAACAAGGUGGAGCUGGAGGCCAAGGUGGACGCUCUGCAGGACGAGAUCAACUUCCUGCGCGCCGUGUACGAGGCUGAGCUCCGCGAGCUGCAGGGCCAGAUCAAAGACACCUCUGUGGUCGUGGAGAUGGACAACAGCCGCAACCUGGACAUGGACUCCAUCGUGGCCGAAGUGCGCGCUCAAUACGAAGACAUCGCCAACAAGAGCAAGGCCGACGCCGAGAGCUGGUACAAGCAGAAGUUUGAGGAGAUGCAGAGCUCCGCCGGUCAGUACGGAGACGACCUGCGCACCACCAAGUCUGAGAUCGCAGAGCUGAACCGUAUGAUCGCUCGCCUGCAGAACGAGAUCGAGACCGUGAAGGGGCAGAGGGCCAGUCUGGAUGCACAGAUCACCGAGGCCGAGGAGCGCGGCGAGAUGGCCGUACGGGACGCCCGGCUGCGCAUCAGGGAGCUGGAGGACGCUCUGCAGAGAGCCAAGCAGGACCUGGCCCGACAGGUGCGCGAGUACCAGGAGCUCAUGAACGUCAAACUGGCUCUGGACAUCGAGAUCGCCACCUACAGGAAGCUGCUGGAGGGAGAGGAGAGCAGGCUGGCCAGCGGAGGGGUCAACGCCACCAUCCACGUGCAGGAGUCCAGCCGUGGCGUGAGCUCUGCCGGAGGCUACAGCUCCGGCUCCGGCUUCGGGUACGGAGGCUCCAACCUGGGGGGCUCCGUCAGCCGGUCCUCCGUCAGCACCACCAGCUCCAUGCGGCGCUACUGA
Molecule: messenger RNA, 1410 nt
Organism: Knipowitschia caucasica
Lineage: Eukaryota; Metazoa; Chordata; Actinopteri; Gobiiformes; Gobiidae
Source: the annotation of a GenBank genome assembly